Haliotis rufescens (red abalone) is the source of this 1920-nucleotide messenger RNA. Its product is annotated as 3-oxo-5-alpha-steroid 4-dehydrogenase 1-like. Bases 24 to 830 code for a protein of 268 amino acids. The record is from RefSeq and is a predicted model, not a curated record. Gene Ontology annotation, molecular function: 3-oxo-5-alpha-steroid 4-dehydrogenase activity. The transcript is spliced from 5 exons. NCBI's taxonomy places the organism in Eukaryota, Metazoa, Mollusca, Gastropoda, Lepetellida, Haliotidae. Gene Ontology annotation, cellular component: membrane. Gene Ontology annotation, biological process: steroid biosynthetic process.
CUCUCGUCGGUCAGUAUAGCAAUAUGGCGUUUGCAGACGACGCAUGGAGAUAUGUGCACGGCCUGGCAGGCGGUGAAGUGCAAUUGAUAUACUAUGUGUCAUAUAUGUUUCUCGCGUGGGGAGCACUUGUUGCAGUGUCAUUACAGGUCGUCAGUGCUCCGUAUGGCCGGUAUGCCCGAAAAGGUUGGGGCGUCGGCGUGACUGCGAAUGUGGCCUGGGCGAUCCAAGAACUGCCUUCGUUUGCUGUGCCGUUACUGCUGCUGGCAUUAUCAGACUCUCCAAAGAUUCAUGAUCUACCAAAUAAAAUAAUCCUCGGCUUGUUUCUCCUCCAUUAUUUUCAAAGAACCUUCAUUUUCUCACCACUGAUAAAAGGAGGCAAGGCUACACCUCUUGUGCCAUUCCUGAUGGCAUUUGUGUUCUGUACAAUGAAUGGGUACUUACAGGGCCGUUACCUGCUCAGGUAUGCUGACUUCAGUGCUGACUGGGAGAGGAAACCCACUUUCCUUCUUGGCAUUGCCAUGUUUUUCUCAGGGAUGUUUAUCAAUAUCCAGUCUGACUCAAUAUUGAGGAACCUCCGUGAUCCUGGAGAAACAUGCUACAAGAUACCUAGAGGGGGGAUGUUUGAGUAUGUUUCUGGAGCCAACUUCCUGGGUGAGAUUCUGGAAUGGUGGGGCUUUGCUGUGGCCAGUUGUACCCUGCCAGCGUUGGGGUUUGCCGUGUUCACCACAUGUAACAUCGGCCCACGUGCCUGCCAACACCAUCAGUGGUACAGACAGAAGUUUGAAGAUUAUCCCAAGGGUAGAAGAGCUGUUCUGCCCUUUAUUCUGUAACUACUAUUCCUGAGUUCCUUAUGUAUGUGCCUACAAACAUCUUGUAUCUUUUCCAGCAGACUCGACUGCUCACUGGGCUGUUGUCUGUAUUUGCUGUAACUAAUAUUGACAUUUGUAUUUCAAUGAUUACAAUGUGAAGAAACUGGUCUGGCCUUUUGAAAAAAAGCAGUUAUGAUUUACUGAUGCAUUAAAGAAUUAAGAAUAGAAUGUGUACGCUCUUUCAGUUGAUUCCUGGAGAAUCUCUGUUGGGUAGAAAUCUCAGAGUGUUUGGCGCUUCUGUGGUUCACAGAAUAUGUCUCAGGGAAAUUGGUCACUGUGUUUUCUACCAUGAAUUGGUCCAUCAAAGCUGUUUCAAAUCACAAGAACAACUUCUUAUUGAAAUAGUUGUUUUUGAUUGCUGCAUAACAACCACAGCAAAUAUUUAUUUGCAAAGGACUUUUUCUCCAUUAUUGUUGAUUGGCAUCUUCAAAUAAUCAAUGUAAAAUGUUGCAAACUUCACAUAUGCAGUUACUCCAAUGUUCAAAGUAAACAAAAAUGUUUAAGAGACCAGUCAUUUAUUAUAAGGUGGGGUGGGUCAGAGAUAAUCCGGAGGGAGGGGAGGGUCACUAAAUAAUAUGACAGUCUCAAUGGGAGGGUUAUGAAUAAUGAUAAACAUAUUUGGGGUGGGUCAUGAACAAAAUUACCAGUCCCUAACUUUUGAAACCUUCUGCUGCAUCUUUGGUUCUAUAUUCAAUUUAGUAAGGUUAACUCUGGGGAUUAACUGUGGAGGUAGACCUAGCUCUCCAGUAAAAAGACAGUAUGUUUACCUCCUACAUGAUCAUCAAUAAACCAUGUGACUGCAAUAUAUUCCAACUUGGCACAUAUAAUGUCUGGAGUACUGUCACCACUGCUGUCUGCCAUGUACAUACCGUUCAACAAGGCUGGACACUGUGAUUGACACUAGUCUCUCUGGACCUGCAUAAUACAGGAAAAUGUGAACCAGGACAUGUUGUUUGUUUCUGUGAUUGGUGUAAAUGUUUUGUGUUCUCUUGUUCCGUAGAAAUAUCCAGUUGACAAAAUUUGAUUAUCUUUGAAUAAAAUAUGGUCCUUU